AUGGUGUAUCGUCCUGAAUACAUCCGGGCAGUAGACGCUCACUAUCUUUUAAAAGCAGAAAGCGAUGAAUAUGGUUCCAUGACUGUACCCAGUGAUGUUGCUCUACUCUAUCACAUGAGGAGAGUUAAAACGAGCGAUCCGGAUUGGUCAGACUUCAACGUGUCUCGUUCUCAAAUAUUUCAACGAUUUAUCGAGCCAUGCAACGAAUCUUGGCGUAAAAGGCUCAUAACUAUCGCAGAGAUUCCUGGCACUGAAAUUUUGCGAGCGAAGAAGUGGAAUCGAGAAAAGCGGGUCUGUCACUUAUCUGAGUUGAACGCAAAAUGA
Gongylonema pulchrum is the source of this 324-nucleotide messenger RNA. Lineage: Eukaryota; Metazoa; Nematoda; Chromadorea; Rhabditida; Gongylonematidae. The record is from the annotation of a GenBank genome assembly.